AUGACCACAUUUAGAGAUGGGGCCCAUGAGCAGGUCAGAAUUUCCUCUGGAAAAGCUGGAAAAUACUGCAAACGAAUCAACAUCCUUCAGACACCUGGGCGCGAAGAUAAGUUGGCCUUCCUGUUACUCUAUUUCAAUGACACUCACAGAAGCAUUCAGAAGGCCAAAGCUCCCCCCAGAGGCCUGGAGGAGUUCAUGGAAAGAGACUCUCUUCUGCGGAGGACCUGGCAAGCAGGCAGUAUCGCAUCUGAGGUUCCUGGCUCUUCUCGGGUACAUAAUGGGACUGAAAACAACCAGUGUUCUCUCCACCCUUUCCAAGUGAGCUUCCGCCAGCUGGGCUGGGAUCACUGGAUCAUUGCUCCUCAUCUCUACACCCCAAACUACUGUAAGGGGGUCUGUCCUCGGGUGCUGCGCUAUGGUCUCAAUUCCCCUAAUCAUGCUGUCAUUCAGAACCUUGUCAAUGAGCUGGUGGACCAGAGUGUUCCUCAACCCUCCUGUGUCCCUUAUAAGUAUGUUCCCAUUGGCAUCCUGUUCACUGAGGCCAAUGGGAGUAUUUUGUACAAGGAGUAUGAGGAUAUGAUUGCCCAGUCCUGCACAUGUCGGUGA
Molecule: messenger RNA, 606 nt
Organism: Lepus europaeus (European hare)
Lineage: Eukaryota; Metazoa; Chordata; Mammalia; Lagomorpha; Leporidae
Product: bone morphogenetic protein 15-like
Exons: 3
Coding region: 1-606 (201 amino acids)
Biological process (GO): SMAD protein signal transduction; BMP signaling pathway
Cellular component (GO): extracellular region
Molecular function (GO): growth factor activity; cytokine activity
Source: RefSeq, a predicted model, not a curated record